Molecule: messenger RNA, 619 nt
Organism: Paramecium sonneborni
Lineage: Eukaryota; Ciliophora; Oligohymenophorea; Peniculida; Parameciidae
Source: the annotation of a GenBank genome assembly
AUGCUAAAAUAAAUAAAAAAAGCUAAAAAACUAAAGUUACUUCAAUAACCCCACACUCAUAAUAAGAUUCUUAUUAGGAGCGAUAAAAAAAUGUCAAAUUAUAAAAAAAUUUUCAUCACUCAAUAGAUUUAAAUUCUAUAAUCUAGACGUAUAAUCAUAUAUCAUUUAACUAAAGCGAUUAAGAACAUAAUUGUAUGUAUUUGUGUUAUUUUUAGAAGUUUGUGAUAUAACUGAAAAUAUAGAUAGAGUUUAUUCGCUUUAAUUUAUGACUAACAAUGAGGAAAAAUAAUAAUCUAAAGCUUAAAAUAAUGAAAAGAUGAAUUAAAUUCGCAAAAUAGUGAAGGAAAAGAAGGAUGUAAAAAGAAAUAAGAAAAAAACUAGAGAAAAAGGUUUUUCUUUUGAGGAAGAUUAACGAUUGCUCAAAUAUAUUUUAAAGAAAGGACCAAAAUUUCAAAAGUUUUCAAGAUAAUAUCCAGGAAAAACAACAAACAUGUUAAAGAAUAGAUAUUAUAAAUAACUAAGAUUUGUUUGGGAGGUAUAUGAUUUUAUAUAUAAGUUAAUACUAACAUUUGAAUUUUACUCCUUUAAAGCACCCUUAAAACACCGAAAUAAAAAAUGA